GUGCCAUUAUUUGUUAAAAUUGUGCGGGUUUAUUCUACCGUAGCGUGUGAUACAGACGUGCAGACGUAGUUGACCCGAUCAUUUUGAUGUUAUGUUUGAGUGCUCGGGUGGUGCGCCAUUAUGUAUACUUUUUAAAGAUCUUACCGAGAAUCAUACUGGAACAAGAAGUGCCGAGCUUUUCUGCUAAGCUGACGAGAACGCUGGUUGCUCAAACUUCCGAGAAGAUACACUACUUCUGAAACGCUGACAGUUUCGUUGCAAUCACCCAGCUAGAUUGAAACAUGUCGGAAAGUUCAGCGUUGUCACUCCCAGCCAAACAGGGACGAUUCCGAGUGAAUCUACCGUUGCUUGUGUGUAAGCUGUUCCUCUUGACAUUUUGGGGAUCAGUUGGCUUUUAUCUGUCUUACAUCUCUCUGUAUUAUAAGCAACUAGGAUUCUCUCCCGCCGAUAUUGGCCUCAUGAACUCUCUCAGGCCAUUCUUUGGGUUUGUCGCCAUUCCGUUCAUCGCCAUAGCUUCCGACCGAUUCCGCUGCCGCAAGCUCGUCCUUAUUGCUAGCGUAUUUGGCAGUGCAGUGGUACUCGUAAUCCUGGUGAUGUUACACCGCCCACCUGAAGUUCCCAGUUGUGACAUAAUGGAGAAACAAAUACGGGAAUUUCUCAAUCUAAAUAUAAGCCUCCCCAACUCCAAACUUUUGCCCGAGGAAAUUCACAUGAUGCUAAUCGCUAACCAAAGCUGGCUGUACGAGCAAGGGAGAUUGAGUGUACUCUUCGUUGUUGUCUUCCUGGUGUGCAGUUUUCAGGAUGUGAUCCGUUUCAGCGCGGCGUGCCAAGGAAACGUGGCCGUGCUCGACGAGCUGCGCCGUCAGGAGGGAAACGUUGACCAGUACGGAUGGCAGAGAGGUUUUGGCUGCUUGGGAUGGGGACUUUGCUCGAUGGCUUCUGGAGUAUUUCUCAGCCUGUCCCGCACCACUGUGGUCAGCUGCGGCAUUGAGCACACCAUCUCCGAUUACCGUGUGUCUUUCCUUCCAGGCAUCGGCUUCUAUCUCCUUGCGCUCCUCUGUGCCUUGCACCUCACGUUUACGUAUGCGGAGAGUCCAAAUGAUGCCGGAAAUCAGGACCUAUUGAGUCACGUGUUGCCGGUAGUUCUCAGCUGGCACUACGGCUCGGUAAUAGUUCUGCUCAUCUUUCUGGGCAUAUGCAAUGGCGCCAUCUGGGGAUUCCUGUAUUGGCACUUGGAAAAUUUGGGAGCCACUCAGAGUCUUCUGGGCCUCCUCAUUGUCCUUCAUGCCGCUGUGGAGUUCCUGUGUGGGUCACUCAGCGGCUGGUUCAUCGGUAAAUGCGGCCACAUUCCCGUGCUGAGUCUCGGGCUGUUCUUUUACAUACUCCGGUUUACUGCCUUCCGGCUGCUCACAGUGCCGUGGCAUUUCUUCUUCACGGAGAUUCUCCACGGCAUGUGUUUCAUCCUGACGUGGACCACGGCUGUUUCAUACUUCAGCAAGUCCGUGCCUCCACAAUGCGGGACCACGAUGCAAGGUCUGUUGAUCGCCACGCACCACGGCCUGGGAGUGGGGCUGGGGAUCUUCUCAACAGGGCUGCUCAUCAACAGAUACGGGGCGCCGGGGACGUUUGCCCUGUACGCCGUAUCGUGUGGGCUGUUUCUCAUUGUGUUCGUGCUUAUCCAGUGGAUUGCAAAGGUUCCACCCUCUCCACGGAUACGGAAGAAUGAUGAGUCUGUGAAAUCUAGGCCAGAGGAAGACGGGGAACCAGACGAGCAAGAAACGCAGGAGACGGAGUCGCUCCUGAGCGAGCCCUCGACACCCGUCGAGGAGAAGGCAAAACUCAGCAUCCAACUCCCGCUUCUUAAGUUACCAACCAAAGUGGUCAAGCAACAGUGCUCCGGUGAAGGGAAAUAAGCGCUGCAGAUCCAAAAUAAUCUCAAUGAACGGGAUGACUCCAGGAUUCUCUGCUGAUAAGGGUUCCAGAAGAUUAUAUGAACUUGCACUGUUAGGCCGUGGGCCAACUGGAUAAUCCUUCCAUUUUUUUUGAAAAAUCAGACUCACCUCAUAUUGUUAACUGAAAGUCACUUUAAAGUCAUUAAAAAAAUAAAAAAAUAAUAAUAAUAAUUAAAUGACGUUCAUGAAGAAUUGACUUAGUUUUUCUAGCACAGGAACAAGAAAUUAUAUCGAAAAACUUCAUCCAAAUUUUCGAACAUGUCUGGGAAAGCAGUAGUCUGGUCCCCUUUUGGUCAACUAUAGUACAAAGAAAUAGCGGGGCUUUCACGUUUAAUCAAAAUCCAAAAUGGUGACGUCCAUGAUGACAGACACGAGAGAGGUUUCGAUGGAUAAUUUAUGUUGUUAAGUCAGCUACUAGCAAGCUGAGUCCUUAUUAGAAGUAUCUUGGAACGAGUUAGACACUGUGUUCGGAGAUUGGUUCAUAGUGGGGAUCAAUUCGCUGAAAUAGCUCGAUAAGUACGAGCGAGCGUCGACCUGAUAGCGCCGGCCGUAGCGGUGCUCCAUCCAGCAGCAUCGGGACGCAGUGCAUGCAGCGCUGGAUGGUUUCAUGGUGUCCGCGAGUUCUCAAAGAACCUUCUUAUACGGUGGAGUUUACUAUUCUACGACACCGAUUCAUUGAGGUUUUGUGAUUGUCUACCCCAACUUUUCCUCUUUUCUGUUAUGAUUUCUUUUUAGUUCGUAGGACUAUACUAAAGCCUAUAGAGUAUAAGAGAAUUUUGGGUAUAAUGUAUUUUUAAAGCCUUUUAAAGAUUUUUUUUCAAAUCCUAACUUUUGCAUCUUAAACAAUACAAUACACUUAAAAUAAUUUAACCAUUGCCACCCUGAUCAAUUUGCAAUUGGCACAAAUCUGGUAAUCUGCAAGGGUUAAGCUACAUUUAUUGGUGCUACAUUAAGACAUUUAAUAACAAGUUUAUGGGUAAAACAGUGCAUUUGCUAAUCAGAAUCGUAGGUUCAGAUGUCAAAAAUUGUGCAGACCCUAACCAGGGGAGUUACAGAAACAGAA
This is a messenger RNA of Patiria miniata (bat star), 3015 nucleotides long. Its product is annotated as major facilitator superfamily domain-containing protein 6-like. The transcript is spliced from 6 exons. The coding region runs from base 282 to 1913 and encodes 543 amino acids. Gene Ontology annotation, cellular component: plasma membrane. Lineage: Eukaryota; Metazoa; Echinodermata; Asteroidea; Valvatida; Asterinidae. The record is from RefSeq and is a predicted model, not a curated record.